GAGCAGGACAAAAGGUUAAUUAUUCUCCCUUUUCCCCACUCCCGUUUAACCCAGAAUCCCUAGAAUUAGAAGCCUCUCAAGCCCUAAUCCGAGGACGAGAUUCGUCCGACCGUGACCAAGAAUCCGAAGUAACCUCAAGGAUCUGCGCGGCGCUCGACCAGAAUCGCGCGGAGAUGGACGGCGGCGGCGGUGGCGGCGACCUGAGGAGCAGCAUCAAGAAGUGGAACGUCAUCUACCCGGUGUACAUCAACUCCAAGAAGACGGUCGCCGAAGGCCGCCGCAUCGCCUCCGGGAAGGCCUGCCCGGACCCCACCUGCGUCGAGAUCGCCGAUUGCUGCCACCACCUCAAGAUCCCCCAUGCUAUCGAACUGGACAAGGCGUAUCCGCGAGAUUUCUUCCAGGUGGGGAGGGUGAGGGUGCAGCUCAAGAAGGAGGACGGCUCCCCAGUCAACCCUUCAAUUAAAACUAAGAAGCAGCUGUUGAUCCAAAUCGCAGAGCUAGUUCCCAAGCAUCAUGGCAGGACUAAGAAGCAGGAACCGGCAUCCUCUUCAGCUGCAGGAACUUCAAAGCCUGGGGGGAAAGGUGGCAAGAAAAAGAAGUGAUAAUAGUACCAUCUUGCCGUUCUCCUGUCCAUAGGAAUUUCCUUGAGGUUCUGUCUGUUUUGAGGCCUGAAAUUAUGCGUCUCCUUUGUGCUCUGAAUUACUAAUUUCCUAGAAAACUUCAAUGCUCGAAUUCCUUCUGGUUUGGACUGUUGAAAAAGAGAGAGAAAUUGCUCUUUGCAUUAACAGCAAUGGAUAGCCUCCAAGUUUGUUUUUAAUAGACCUCACCUUGAAGCUAUUUAUAAUUUUUUUUUCACGCGUGGGCAAUCAGAGCUUAUGAGGCAAUGUUAAGGUU
This is a messenger RNA of Oryza brachyantha (malo sina), 894 nucleotides long. Its product is annotated as signal recognition particle 19 kDa protein. Bases 174 to 602 code for a protein of 142 amino acids. Gene Ontology annotation, molecular function: 7S RNA binding. Gene Ontology annotation, cellular component: signal recognition particle, endoplasmic reticulum targeting. Gene Ontology annotation, biological process: SRP-dependent cotranslational protein targeting to membrane; SRP-dependent cotranslational protein targeting to membrane, signal sequence recognition. The transcript is spliced from 3 exons. NCBI's taxonomy places the organism in Eukaryota, Viridiplantae, Streptophyta, Magnoliopsida, Poales, Poaceae. The record is from RefSeq and is a predicted model, not a curated record.